GUCAGGUUAGAAAGAUGCAAGCGCACCUGAAAUUGUAUGUAACCAGUCUUGUGCUUAAAGUUAGCAUGUGUGCGUGCGCGCAGGUGUGUGUUUUCGUUCCCGGCAGCCCGAGAGGUUUUUAGGUUCAGACGGACGAUUGCGGUUUAGCCAGGUUCAAAUAUGUGGAUAGCUUCGAAGCUUUCAAGCUUCCAAGGUUAUAGCGUAGGGUGAUGCGCAUGAGUGAUGUGAGUGCCCAGGUGCAAUACAGUCGGAAACUGUACAGAGUACUGUAUCGUCGCACUCACACACACGCGCAACGCUAUCACACACACCGACCGCUGUAUGCAUGCCGCAUGCGACCCGACGUGCUGAUGAUGAACCGAAGCUACUGGCGACUGCACAGCUCGAGCAGAAGCUGCAUGACUGUCAUCUCCAUCUCUUUCUCCCGCAGCCUAGCUGGUUGGGCUUCUUUCUCCUCUCCACUAUUUCAUUGGCCUUUUUUCACCGCAUCUCUUGCUUGACCACUGCUAACCCCCUCCCCGGUCCAUCUCCGGUUCCAUGGCGCAUGUUCGUGACGUUUGGUCCAAGCUGGAUGUGUGGCUUGCAUGAUAUUGGUGGAUCUCUUGAGACAACCGUUGAUCGUUUUCCAACUGUCAAGGAUUAUGGAUCUAAUGAUGAAAUUCCAUCUGAAACAUCUGUCUGUGGAGUUCCAACCAGUUUGGUGUCUAGUGGACCUGCGUGUUGGUGGCAACUCAAAUCCGUCCAAGAGACAAUGGACAGCACCGGACCAGGCGAGCAAUGCCCUGAUUACUAGAUGACGAUGUCGUACUGUGGCCGCAGUUCAUUCAUUCUUGCGUGAUGUGACUACCAUGCGCAUGUUCGCUGUCAUCAUUCCAGCCAUGGUGCGAAUUGGCC
This is a messenger RNA of Dissoconium aciculare CBS 342.82, 894 nucleotides long. RefSeq lists its product as uncharacterized. NCBI's taxonomy places the organism in Eukaryota, Fungi, Ascomycota, Dothideomycetes, Mycosphaerellales, Dissoconiaceae. The transcript has a single exon. The coding region runs from base 326 to 793 and encodes 155 amino acids. The record is from RefSeq and is a predicted model, not a curated record.